GCAACGUCAGCUGUGCUGUUGCUGAUCUAGAGGAAUCAAGUAUUUCCCCACCAAGGACAGCCUGUCUCUCUUCUGGCUGUUUCUCAGAGUUUUCAAUCGAUUGUCCUAUUCUUGAAAUUCAGCGUUCUUCUGAAAUCCACAGGGAAGAAUAUGAAAUUGUGGUCACAAUGCUUAAGCACCUGUGAGAGGCGAAGCAGAGGCUUCUUUGAAAAGCUCUGCAAAGGAAAAUGUCAACUGAACUAGGGACAAGCCUCAAAAGUAGUUAAAUACUUUCUUCUAACAAUGACAUAAUGUAAACAGAGGAAUGGGAUGCAUUUGGUAUAAUUUUAGAGGUAGUCUAGGCAGUACAAGCUGCACAAAAUUGUAUCAACAGGCUGGAAGCAAUAAGUUCAUUUCCCUCAAAUCACAGCUUUGGUUGAGAUGAUUUUUCUGGGCAGUUUUUCAACUUGGAUGGGAAUGAAAGCUUCCAAGGUGUGCCCCUUUGUAGCUCAAGUCCCCUCAAAGAUAACAAGCUGAUGCUGAUGUUUUCACUUUCUUCUCAGGGAAGCAGCGGCCUGAAGCUGUUCUUGUGUCUGGCAGUUGCGGGGCACGCUUGGAUCUCUGCUGCAGCUCUUCUGCUCCUGCUCAGAAAGUGAACAUAACCUUGUCUUCUCCAUGUCACCGACACGCACGUGACAAAGAGGGGGACCCAGAAGUUCUCGGGGCCCUGGCAGCGAGAGCAGCAGCAAAUGGUGUUGGGGAGUUUCUGGCGUUCCAGGUGCUGCAAGUCUUUGGCCCAACUGCUGGGAGACACUGGACCCUUGAUGAGCAUUGACUGCGCUUGUGGAGGGCCUGGCCACGUGGGCAUUCCUGGGAGGAGGAGGUUUUGCCCUGGAGUGAGUGCAGUGACCCCUAAAGUUGGAGAGGUGCUUGGGAUGACACAAGGAGACUUUGGAGAAACCAUUUUGCAGACUCACACUUGUGUUGAAAGCUCUGUGGCAGUGCUGAGUGUUGCAGAGUGGCUUGAAGGGCUUGCGAGAGCCGACCAGGGAAUGGAGGAAUCGGCUCCAGCGGGGUCCCUGGCAAAUGCUGGACGAGAACUGACACAGAAUUUCUUGGGACCCUGGCAGAGAGAGAGAGAAGCAGCAAAUGGUGUUGGGAGCGUUUCUGUACCCUGGAGUGAGUGCAGUAACCCUGAGGAUGGAGAAGGGUUUGGGAUGAGGCCAAGAGACCUGGGGAAACCAUUUUGCAGAAUGACACUUGUGUGGAAAGUUCCACAGCUCCUCUAUGGAUGUGCACUAUGGCUGAGGAGGGACAGGUAUGGAAGAAGGAGGAAAACAGCCCAGCCUUUCACAAGCUUUUCACAGUAUGCACUGGGGCUGGAGGCACUUCCCUUCUCUGCUUUGCAUGGAUUUUAUCCGCUCCCCUCCUCUCCCCCAGGUCAGAGUUCCCAGCACAUGGGGGCUGUUUGGCUCCCCCCGGCCUCAGCCCUCUGGCACGGGAGCAGUCUCCCUCUGUGGGUGCAAGAACACAUCCUGCACUUUCUGCAGUGUCCUUCUCUUGCCCCCUUGGAGCCGUUAGACCACGCUGCCGUGCGGAGCACAGGGAGAGUUUGGCGUGGUCGUGGCCAUGCCCGGUCCUGGCUGUGUUCUUGAGGAACCGUCUCUGCCACAAAGUCAGGGUGCUUCUGACGGUGUCCCCACCCUGGCUGUGGCCGCCUGAGCGUGCAGGUGCUGCCCUGAGAGGGCUCUGCCAGGGGUGCUGAGCCUGGGCUGGGUGGGGGCUCAUUGAAUCCGUGGACCCACCACGUGCCUCCCCAGGCCACGGCCCUGCGCUGUCCCCACCCCUGCCACGCACAAGGCAGCCAGCAAGGCCCUGCCCUCCUUUCACCCUGACUACUGCUCUCUGACCUUUUGCUUUGCCCUUAAUGUCUCACCCUGAACACUGACUUUCAAAGCUGAUAUUGGCAGUAACAGGCAGCCAGUUCAGUUCUGUGUUUAGGUGUAGUACAGAAACAGGAUCUUUCUCUUGUUGUGACGGGGCAGCGAUUGGAGGAUGUGGUAAAGAGACUGGAAUGCAAAGAGAAUUAAAAACAUGAAGAUGGGCUUAGUUUUGUGGCCAGAGCUCUACUCUGCGGUACCACAUUUCCUGAACUUGGCAAUGCCAUGCACCUGCCACAAGUACACACCAAGCGUGAACCACAGCCCCUGUGUAGGCCAAGCACCUGCACAGGUUGCACACGCUGAGCGCAUGCUGCGCACGGCCCCUGCCUUUCAUCCUGACCCUUGCCCUGUGACCUUUUCCUAUGAUUUUCCGAUUUCUGGUGACCAGUGGGUUUUCCCACAGUGGUCACCGGAUUGCGUGAUCCCGCCCGUGUUUUCCUGAGGGUGGGCUACCUUCAGUCCACUCCGCAUUUUCCCACGUACCAGACUGUGUGUGCAAUCAACUGUGUUUUCCCAAUUCCUGAGUCCACGUGCUCGCAUCCACGUUUUCCUAGUUCUGUAUAAUGCACCAUCCAGUCCGUGUUUUCCCACGUUUAGACUGCCUGAGUGCU
Messenger RNA from Hirundo rustica (Barn swallow), 2533 nucleotides. RefSeq lists its product as uncharacterized. Bases 729 to 1634 code for a protein of 301 amino acids. The record is from RefSeq and is a predicted model, not a curated record. The transcript is spliced from 8 exons. Lineage: Eukaryota; Metazoa; Chordata; Aves; Passeriformes; Hirundinidae.